This is a messenger RNA of Nerophis lumbriciformis (worm pipefish), 771 nucleotides long. Lineage: Eukaryota; Metazoa; Chordata; Actinopteri; Syngnathiformes; Syngnathidae. The record is from RefSeq and is a predicted model, not a curated record.
AUGAACCACUCCAACAGUGUCGCAUUUGUGUUCCUCUGUGCAGUUCUUCAUCUCACUUUAUGUUUCAGCUAUGGAGACGACUGCUUGGAAACUAUCAUAGGGGACACAAACGCUUACAAAGCUCCAAUUGGGGGAAACCUACAGAUUAAUUGUACCUACAAGUAUGCUACCCGCUCUUAUCAAAAUUGCAGUGUCUCCUGGUUUAAAUUGGAGAAUGCCACUUUUGUGCCAGUGACCACGGACUCUCUUACUGACUUUAAAUUGAUACAUUUAAGCCAUUUGGAAAAAAUUUUGUUAUUGUGCUUCACAAAUAUACAAAAAAGCAAUGCAGGGUUAUAUCGCUGUAAAAGUGGACUCACCGUAGGCCACAACAUCGAAGUUACUGUGUAUGGUAUAACCGAAAGAGGCUGGUGGAUGUAUGCGUACUCUGUUGCAGGCACAAUUGCCUUUGUCAUCGUAGUUAUAUUUAUUUCUGUCAUUUCAAUGCUGUGGUGUAAAGGCGACUCAGAGAGAGAAACACAAACUGGAAAUCAGAACCUGAAUUUGGUAAACCAGCCACCAAGUGCCAAAUCAGAAGUCACACAAACCUCGUCCUCCAGCUACAUUUACAGUAAAGUGAGUUUAGAUGAUGACAACCAUACAAACUCAAGGACUGCGGAAGGAGACAUCGUCGCAUAUGCCGCUCUUGAUCACAAGCGGUUUCCCGCUGCUUCUACACGACCAAGGAGGCCAAAAGAGGAGUGUUCAGUGUAUGCAGACAUACGAGUAUGA